Molecule: messenger RNA, 4146 nt
Organism: Uranotaenia lowii
Lineage: Eukaryota; Metazoa; Arthropoda; Insecta; Diptera; Culicidae
Exons: 2
Coding region: 148-4146 (1332 amino acids)
Source: RefSeq, a predicted model, not a curated record
UUCAUAAAAGAUUGUUUACAUUAUCACCAUUUAAUAAUAAAUGUAUUUACAGUCGAGUUCGUUCGCAUACAACGUACUACGGAACAGUUUUUAUUUCCCACAAAUCUCGAAAAUAAAGCUGCAACGAGCAACCUAAACCUGGAACCGAUGAUGGAAGGCCCUACCGGAGAGCUGUUCAACUGCGUGACAUGUCGCCGCCCGGAUUCAGCGCAGAGCAUGGUCGCUUGUGACGAGUGUUCGCAAUGGCAACAUUAUGGAUGCGCCGGUGUUACGGCUACCAUAGCCGAUCGAAGCUGGCUCUGCUGCAGAUGCGUAGCUAGUCACAACGCAGUUAAUUCGACUCAAACCGGCAACAUAAACUCGCCCGAAGCACACACAACGUUUGCUUCAGCUCGCGCCGCUGAACGUCAUGAUAAUACCACCGGUCCAAUAAGAGGGAGACAGGACGAUCCAAAUUUCGGAAGACUUCAAUCCUCGUCUAAUUCGAAUGCCGGAUCAGUCGUCUCAGUCAAUGCUAUUGCUCAUCUUCGUUUAAGGCACCUGAAAGAGCAAAAGGAUUUGGAGGAUCAAAAAGCGGAACGGGAUCGCGAGUUUCUCGCUAGAAAGCAGCAGCUAGAAGCAGAAAUAGCUCUGGAAGAGCUCAAUGAAGGAUGUGAUCGUAGCGUAGGAGGAAAAAGUCAUCGAAGUAUCGCCGGUUGGGUGGAACAACAAUGCGGAUUCGUGCAUACUUCUACCCCAGUCCAGCAGAAACCCGAGACAGUGGCUCCAAGUGCGAACCCACAUCCCGCCAUCCAACAGCGAGAGGAGCGGCAAAGAAUGCAAGCAGUUAUUCAAUCAGGUCAACAGAUUCAACCAAGCACUGCGCCAAAACAAGCAGAGAUUCCACCAGUGGCUCAGAAUCCAGUUCCACCUGUACCAGUGAAUCCGCUAACAUUGGCACCGCCGAGCUCGUCGCAGUUCCCUGGAUUUCCAGUGAUGAAUAACCCCUACGGGGCGAUGUAUUUUCCGAAUAUUCCUGACAUGCCGUCAUCUGGUGCUGAUUAUCAGUUUGCGCACCCUCAGGGAGGAGUCUUUAUCAACAACCCAGUCAGGCAUCCGAACUUUGGUUUGAAUGUACAGCCGUGUGCUUGGCAAGCAUCCGAGCAGCACCCGCCUACAGUUCCACCAACAGUGUCAGCAGAUUUGGGUAAAGGAUUUCCUCAUGCUACAGGUCGCAUGAUUACGCCACAGCAACUGGCGGCGCGUCAAGUUGUCUCUAGAGACCUCCCCAAGUUUUCCGGGGACCCACUCGAGUGGCCCAUGUUCUUGAGUGCAUUUGAAUCGACAACGGCCAUGUGUGGCAUACAACCCGACGAGAACCUCGCUAGGCUACAGAAGAGUCUUAUUGGUAGCGCUCGCGAAAAGGUUCAGAAUAUUCUAACGCUGCCGGAUGCAAUCCCGGAAAUUAUCGACAUCCUACGAGCCGAGUGUGGAAGGCCAGACCAAAUUGUAUACUGUCUGCUAUCCAAGAUCCGGAAAACCGCUCAGCCAUCUGUGACGAAAUUGGAGACGCUUGUGACGUUCGGCAGAGAGGUACGCAACAUGGUGACGUACAUGCAGUCAGCGAAACUGAACACCCAUUUGGACAAUCCACUAUUGCUGGCAGAGCUUGUUGCUAAGCUUCCACCCGACUUGCAGCUACAAUGGGGUAUGAAGUUAGCAGCUCUUCCGGAACCAUCGCUUGGCGAUUUCUGUGCGUUUGUGUCGGCUUAUCGAACAGCGGCAUGCAAGGUGAAAUUGACGUCGGAUGUUGGUCUGAAUGAAAAAGCCACAAAAGGUGUUGUGAGAAAGGAGAAGCCAGUUUAUUUGAACGCACAUUCCGCCUCCGUGUCCUCAGCGCCUGGACCACCGGCUUCGAAAGUUACUCCGGUGCUAAAGCCGUGCCUGAUGUGCAAAAGUACAACGCACAGAGUCCGAACUUGUAAGCAGUUCGAAACGUUGCCGCUCGAAGAGAAGCUGAGGUUCAUCAGUGAAACGGAUAUGUGUAAGCGUUGUCUGGCGCCGCAUGGAAGGUGGCCUUGCCGAAACAAGCAGCCUUGCGGGAUCAAUGGAUGCCCUGAGCCCCACCAUAAACUGCUACAUCCAGGAAGUUGUUCGACUCUCAAGAGUCAAGGAUCGGAAUCUUCGGUAUCGGUAACUGCCCAUCAUCAACACCAGCAAGGCACCACUUUCUUCAAAAUACUUCCCGUGACUCUUCACGCGAACGGGAAGUCGGUGUCCACAUUUGCUUUUCUGGAUGACGGAUCCGACCUGACGCUGGUCGAAGACGAACUUAUCGACGAACUGGGCUUGGUGGGCGAAAGAAUUCCGCUUUGCUUGCAGUGGACUAGUAACGUCACGAGAAGUGAAAGUAACUCUCGUAAGGUCGAGAUAGGUAUCUCGGGUGCUUCGAACAAUCGCAUCCAUCAGCUGGCGAACGUAAGAACCGUUGAGAGCUUGGAAUUACCGAAGCAGAGCCUGGAUUAUGAGAGUCUCUCGAACCAAUUCCCCCAUCUGAGUGGACUUCCCAUCAGCAGCUACCGGACGGCCGUGCCACGAGUUCUUAUCGGUGUCGAUAAUGCCCAGCUCAACUUAGCUUUGAAGAAGAGGGAAAGAUCCGGAGGAGAACCUGUUGCUGCUAAAUUUCGCCUCGGAUGGGCAAUAUUCGGUGGAAGACGAGCACCUGAGACGAUAGGUAGUGCUUUUGUUCACGUCUGCGAGUGCUCCAAUAGCCGCGAGCUCCAUGAAAUGGUCCAGCAGUAUUUUGAAUUCGAAAACCUGGCGAUAUCCGGAUUGAAUCCGCCCGAAUCCGAUGAAGAUCGACGGGCCAGAAGAUUGCUCGAAGAGACGACAGUUCGUACACCAUCCGGAAAGUUCCAAACUGGAUUGCUUUGGAAAAGCGAUGAGCCGGUUUUUCCGAACAACUUUAGCAUGGCAGUACGUCGACACGGUUGUUUUGAAAGGCGCUUGCUGAAAGAUCCCGAACUGAAAACUAAUAUUGACAAACAAAUCAACGAUUAUCUACAGAAGGGGUACGUUCACAAAGCGACGUCAGACGAGCUCCGCAACAGUGACGACAGAAAGAUUUGGUACCUGCCAAUCAGCGCAGUGCGACAUCCGCGCAAGCCAACGAAGGUGCGUGUAGUCUGGGAUGCUGCGGCUACGUAUGGAGGAACCCCUCUGAACUCCCAGCUUUUGAAAGGGCCGGAUUUGGUGAAGCCGCUUCUAUCUGUCCUCUGCCGAUUCCGACAGAAACAGUAUGCCAUCGCUGGGGACAUAAGGCAAAUGUUCCACCAGUUGAUUAUUCGUCCGGAAGAUAGGAACGCACAACGAUUUUUGUAUCGGGAAAAUCCAGAAGCUGCGCUCGACGUGUACAUAAUGGACGUCGCAACGUUCGGGGCAACAUGCUCCCCGUGUUCAGCACAGUUUGCUAAGAAUAAAAACGCCCAGGAACAUAAACAUCGCUAUCCGGAAGCUGCUGAAGCAAUCGUUGACAACACAUACGUUGACGAUUUCCUUGCGAGCUUUGAUACAAUUGAAGAGGCAACGAAACUGGCUUUGGAAGUGAGUUUGGUCAACCGAUCGGCUGGUUUUGAGAUACCUAGUUGGCAGUCGAAUUCCGAACACCUCCUGAAACGGGUUGGGGUGACUACUGGAGAUGAGAUGAAGAGCUUUGCCAUCGAGAAGACGACAAAAACCGAAAGAGUCCUCGGCAUGAUGUGGGUACCGAGUGAAGAUGUGUUUGUAUUUUCGGCGGAUUUCCGAACAGAUCUACUCCCGUUGCUGUCUGGGGAAACGCGACCAACAAAGCGGCAAGUGUUGCAGGUAGUCAUGAGCCUUUUUGACCCGCUCGGAAUCGUGGCCUGCUACACCAUACAUGGGAAAAUUCUCAUCCAGUCCAUCUGGCGUUCGGGAAUUCUGUGGGAUGAUCCUAUCUGCGACGACGACUUUGAUAAGUGGCAGCGCUGGAUCAAACUGGCACCGAAGUUGGAAAAUGUAAGAGUGCCACGUUGUUAUUUCCCCAACUACACUACCGGCAGCUACAAUUCACUUCAGCUGCAUGUGUUCGUGGACGCCAGUGAGCUGGCCUACUGUGCUGCGGCCUACCCAAGUAACCAUAAGCACUAA